Messenger RNA from Stylonychia lemnae, 3135 nucleotides. NCBI's taxonomy places the organism in Eukaryota, Ciliophora, Spirotrichea, Sporadotrichida, Oxytrichidae. The record is from the annotation of a GenBank genome assembly.
AUGAAAAGUAAUAAUCAUGGUGGUAACUCAUUAGAAUCAGACCCUGAUCUGCUUGAAAUAAGAAGAUAAAUUGAAUCAUUAGUCAAUGGAUCCACCAAUCAAGCAAAGACACUGACUAAUAAUUAUACAUAUGAAUAAAAUAGAAAUCUCACAAAUGAAACUGCAGAUAUGGACCUUGAUGAUAUCAUACACUCAAUGGAAAAACAAUCUUACAAAGUACCAAGCUCUACUUAAAAAGAAGACUAUUCAAAGGAAGUGAACGAAAUAUUGAGAGCAGCUUUUUAAGUAGAAGAUGAAGCUGCUUCAAUAAAACAUAAAUAUCAAAAGCCAAAGUAUGAGCAGACAUCUAUUACUAAAAAUGACUUAUUCAACUUUAAUUUCUCUCAUCAACCUACAGAUUAAUUAAUUCAAAAGAAUUCAGCCAGUGUUUAAAAAUUUUAGGAAACUUCAAACAAAUAUUCCGUAUCAGACAACUAAAUGAAUUCGAAAAAUUUGAGUAAAAACGAUAAGAAAAUGAUUGCAGAUGUUAUUCAAGAAGAUGAUAAAGCUGAAGAUAUGAUGAUAGCUCUUUCACUACUUAACAAGUACAAAAAGGAUCCUAAUUUUAUUCAAAAAGAACUGCAAACUCAUUAAAAAAAGAAAGAGGAGGAAAAAAAAGCUGAUAAUAAUGGUCAGUCAAUUUUUCCGGGCAAAAAGGUUGAAUAUUUUAAUCCUUUACUUACUUAAGAAGAAAGGCACAGAUAAAUUAAAGAAAAAAGAGAGAAGAGAGUUAAAGAGCAAAAGGAAAAAUAGCUAGAAGAGGUAAAAGAAAAGACGAAGCCCAAAGAUUCUUAUAAAUUACCAUCUCAAACAAUAAAGAGAGAAAGCAAAAUGAAACCAUAAAUUCAUCAAUAAUCAAAUAACAAUAAAAAUCUUAACUCUGAUCUAAACUCUUUAAGAUAUUAAGACUAUGACGAAGAUGAUAACGAAUUUGAGAAUUAGUAUAGUGAAGAGUAUAACAUUGAUAAGAAGCUAGAAAAAACAAGGAAGGAGCAUGAGGAUAUUUUUAAAGCAGCUUAGGAACAGAAGUAGAUAGCCUAAUAAAUAAAGGAGGACAUUAAGAAAUACAGUUAAGCAAUCAAAGAGCAAGAAAAGGCUUAGAAAGAAUUCUAGAUUUAGCAAGAACAAAAGAAACGACUAGAAAUUGAGAAAUAAAAAAUGGAGAUAGAAUUGUAGAACUCAAAGAAAAAGAUGAAUGAAUUCAAGCUUUAGAAGGUAGGAGUUAUACUAGGACAGGUUAUUUAAAAUAGCUUGAAAUAAGUAAAAUACUAGGCAUUUGAAGCAAUUAAUACUUUCAAUUUGGAAUUGCAGUUCAAGGAAUAAAAACUAGCAAGGCAUUAGAAAUUUUAAACAACCAGGAAAUUUUUUAGAGUUUGGAUAUAAUAGCUUAGAAAAUAAAUAUAGCAAAGAGAAUUGGAGGAGUAUGAGAAAGAGUAGUAAAGGUAGAGAGUAAUGGAGCAAACAGCUGAGAAUCACUUUCUAAGAAUCUUGAAAAGAAAGUGUUUCAAAUCACUUGUUAAAAAUAUCAAGAAUAUGUAGAAUGAACGAUAAAUUCAAGAAGAGCAUGACAAAAUGAAAAAUUAAAUAGAUUCAUUUUUUACCAACCUUAAAGAAAAAGCUAAGAAUGAAGAAGAAAAACUGAAAUAGUUGAAUGAGUAUAAUGAAUUGAGUGAAUAAAUGCUUUCCAACUUUGACUCAUCAUAAUAGAUCAAUCAAGAUAGAAAUCAAUUCUUGUCCCAAACUUAAAAUGCUGUACCAUAUUAGAUGCAAGAACCGUCUGUCGACACUAUAAACUUUUCAUAGUAUGAAGAAAAUAAAGAAUCGAUGGUUACCUAUAAUGAUAACAUAAUGAAUAUAAGUAGGCAGCCAAUGAGACCUUCAAAUAUUGAUAGUAGCUCUGUUUCAAAUUAAACCCAAAGCUCUGCUGCUUAAAGAUCAAGAUCGAAUAUAGGCAGACUUUAAAAAUAAUAGAAGCCACUCCAACCUGUAGUAGAAAGGCCAAAGCAUGUAAUAGAGAUGGAAAUUCGAGCUAAGGAUAGGAAAAAUAAGAGGCAAGAGUUAGAUAAGGUAUAUGAAGAGAAGCGCAAAAAGGCUGAAGAAGAUAAAAGAUUGGAAGAACUAAAAAAAGAAGAAGAAAAAAAGAAAAAACUUCAAGAUGAGAGAGAUUAAAAGAGAGCAAGGAUUCGGGAAGCUAAUUAAAAGAUUGAAGAGGAGAAAAAACAAAAAGAAGUUGAAUUCCUUAAAUUGAAAAAUGCCAAGGAGUACUAUAAUAGGGGUUUGAUAAUAAAGUAUGUCAUACUGCCACUAAGUAAGUUAGUUGAUUUGGCUAGUGAGAAAGCUUUGAAAGCAGAUUUACACAAUCUCAAGAGAAUAAAAAGAAAUGGUUUGAGUCUAUUAAAAGAAGGUUUAAUGGUUUAAAGUUUAGAGGAAGAGUAGAAAAUCAAUAAGCUUAAUAGGAUUGCGGAUAGAUUCUUUGAGGUUAAUCAAUACAAACUUGAGAAGAAAGUUCUAUAAAGAAAGUAUCUAAGCAACUUAAAAAGAUCAGCUUUGACUUUUUGGAGAUUAACGAUUCCAGAGUUAAGAAAAGAAAGAAUUAAUAUCUAGCUAAGAGAAGAAUUAUUAAUUAAGAAAUUUCGUAUUAUGAAAAUUGGAAAGCCUAUAUUUGAUGCAAUUAAAAGUUAUGCCAAGGAAUCUAGGCUCGAAUAAGAGAAGAAAGUUUAUAAGGAUUAGAUGUGGGGUAAAGUUAACAGUUGGCUUCACGAUUUCGACAAGAGGACUAAUUUGCUUAUUGCUGAGAUUACUACUUAACCUGUGAAUCUAGAUUAUAAUUCUUCAAAAUAAACGCAUCAUAAUGAUGAUUAUGAGAUCAAGAAAGAAAUGGAAAAUGAAAAUAUCCAAUAGAAUGAUAAAAAGAAGUAUACGUAGAUUAAUUUCACCGAGACUAGCAUGAUGGAUGAGCAGUCAAGUGAACUUAGCAAGAUUAUGGGUAUAGUUAAAGAACAUCGAUUUGAUAUGUUUGAUGAUGAUGGUGCCUUCAAUGAUGAUAAAGAAAAUACUAUCAGUAACAACAAAUCCACAAUUGAAUAUUAGUUUUGA